Molecule: messenger RNA, 3586 nt
Organism: Trifolium pratense (red clover)
Lineage: Eukaryota; Viridiplantae; Streptophyta; Magnoliopsida; Fabales; Fabaceae
Product: pyruvate, phosphate dikinase 2-like
Exons: 20
Coding region: 305-3160 (951 amino acids)
Biological process (GO): pyruvate metabolic process; phosphorylation
Molecular function (GO): kinase activity; ATP binding; pyruvate, phosphate dikinase activity
Source: RefSeq, a predicted model, not a curated record
AGUAGUGAGCAUAAUGCAAGUCAAAUAAAAAUUAGUAGUCAUGAUGCGACUUAUAUAUAUAACAUGACACUAAAACCGUAAUUUCGUCCACUCAUUUCUCAUCAUACCCCGCUUCAUUUUCUCAAUAAUUUUGAAAUAUCGUUAAAUAAUACAUACAAACACAGAAAGAAAAAAAAUAAUACAACUUCUUCCAUUUCGAUUUUGUGUAUUAUUAUCAGGUCCUCUUUCUAGUUCUUUCCUUUGUUCAGCAGCUCUGAAUUAAUAAAAAAAAAAACAGAAACAUAAUCGAUCAAACGGACGAAAGAUGUCUUCCAUAGUAAAAGGAAUGAUCAUAAGAAACACACCAGAUUUGUGCAGCAACAAUAAUAGGCUUUUGAAUGGAGUUGGUAGUUGUGGAAGAAGGAGCACAAGGGUGCAGUGGAAGGAUUUGCAGUUAAGGCUUAGAUCAUCAACAUGGAAAGGAAGAAGAACAACAACAUAUCAGCUUCCGAUUCGAGGCCAAGCUAUUCUUACCCCAACAACACCACCAACCACUAGAAAGCGGGUGUUCACUUUUGGCAAAGGUAAAAGUGAAGGAAACAAGGCCAUGAAGUCCUUGUUAGGAGGAAAGGGAGCUAACUUAGCAGAAAUGGCAACAAUUGGUUUAUCAGUGCCCCCUGGACUCACCAUUUCAACAGAAGCAUGUCAAGAAUACCAAGAGAAUGUAAAGAACCUACCAACUGGUUUGUGGGAGGAAAUACUUGAAGGCCUUAAUUUUGUUGAAAAUGAAAUGGGAGCUUUUCUUGGGAAUCCUUCAAAACCUCUCUUACUUUCUGUGCGCUCUGGUGCCGCGAUUUCUAUGCCUGGAAUGAUGGACACAGUUCUUAAUCUUGGAUUGAAUGAUGAAGUGGUUGCUGGGUUGGCUUCAAAAAGUGGAGAGCGGUUUGCUUAUGAUUCUUAUAGACGUUUCUUAGACAUGUUUGGAGGUGUUGUAUUGGACAUUCCACAUUCAUUGUUUGAGGAGAAGUUGGAGAAGCUAAAGUAUUCAAAAGGUGUUAAACAUGACACUGAUCUAACAGCCAAUGAUCUCAAAGAUCUGGUUGAGCAGUACAAGAAUGUCUACAUUGAAGCUAAGGGAGAAAAGUUUCCCACAGAUCCAAAGAAGCAACUAGAAUUAGCUGUUAAAGCUGUUUUCAAUUCUUGGGAUAGUCCGAGGGCUAAUAAGUAUAGGAGCAUUAAUCAGAUAACUGGACUAAUAGGCACUGCCGUAAACAUUCAAUCCAUGGUGUUUGGUAAUAUGGGAAAUACUUCAGGAACUGGCGUUUUAUUCACUAGAAAUCCAAGCACCGGGGAAAAGAAACUUUAUGGGGAGUUUCUCAUUAAUGCUCAGGGAGAGGAUGUAGUUGCUGGAAUCAGGACACCUGAAGAUUUAGAGACCAUGAAAACUUGCAUGCCAGAUGCAUAUGAGGAACUUGUGGAGAAUUGUAAGAUUCUAGAGAAUCAUUACAAGGAUAUGAUGGAUAUCGAGUUCACUGUUCAGGAAAAUAGAUUAUGGAUGUUGCAAUGUCGAAGUGGAAAACGUACUGGUAAAGGUGCAAUCAAAAUCGCUGUAGAUAUGGUCAAUGAGGGGCUUGUUGAUACUCGUUCUGCAAUCAAAAUGGUAGAGCCACAACAUCUUGAUCAGCUCCUACACCCACAGUUUGAGGAUCCUUCUAAGUACAAGGACAAAGUGAUUGCCACUGGCCUUCCUGCAUCCCCUGGAGCUGCAGUUGGGCAGGUUGUGUUCACUGCUGAAGAUGCCGAAGAAUCACAUGCACAAGGAAAGAGUGUAAUUUUGGUAAGGACAGAGACAAGUCCAGAGGAUGUUGGUGGCAUGCAUUCAGCUGUUGGCAUCUUGACAGCAAGAGGUGGUAUGACAUCUCAUGCUGCUGUUGUAGCCCGUGGAUGGGGAAAGUGUUGUGUGUCUGGUUGCUCUGAUAUCCAAGUAAACGACCAUGAAAAGGUGGUUGUAAUUGGGGAUAAUGUAAUAUCAGAAGGAGAAUGGAUCUCGUUAAAUGGAUCCACAGGUGAGGUGAUACUAGGAAAACAAGCACUUUCUCCUCCGGCUCUAAGCGAUGAUUUGGAAAUUUUCAUGUCUUGGGCUGAUGAAAUAAGGAAUCUGAAGGUUUUGGCAAAUGCUGACACACCUGAAGAUGCAAUAACAGCUAGAAAAAAUGGUGCACAAGGAAUUGGACUUUGCAGGACAGAACACAUGUUUUUUGCUUCAGAUGAAAGGAUAAAGGCUGUGAGAAUGAUGAUAAUGGCCGUUACGCAAGAACAAAGGAAAGCUGCACUUGAUUUGUUGUUACCUUAUCAAAGAUCAGAUUUUGAAGGAAUAUUUCGAGCAAUGGAUGGUCUCCCAGUAACAAUCCGGUUGUUAGAUCCUCCACUUCAUGAAUUUCUUCCUGAAGGUGACUUGGACCAAAUUGUCAGUGAACUAACUUCUCAGACAGGCAUGAAAGAAGAAGAAAUAUUCUCUAGGAUAGAAAAACUCUCUGAAGUUAAUCCCAUGCUUGGUUUUCGCGGCUGCAGGUUAGGAAUAUCAUAUCCAGAAUUGACUGAGAUGCAGGCUCGUGCCGUCUUCCAAGCUGCGGUUUCAGUGAGUAGCCAUGGUAUUACUGUUCUUCCAGAGAUAAUGGUUCCACUUGUCGGUACACCUCAGGAAUUAAGACAUCAAGUGAGUUUAAUAAGGAACGUUGCUGAGAAAGUGUUCUCUGAGAUGGGCACUUCUUUAAGCUACAAGGUUGGAACUAUGAUUGAAGUUCCAAGAGCUGCACUAAUUGCAGAUGAGAUUGCAAAUGAAGCUGAGUUCUUUUCAUUCGGAACCAAUGAUCUUACCCAAAUGACAUUUGGCUACAGUAGAGAUGAUGUUGGCAAAUUUCUUCCUAUUUACCUAGCUGCUGGGAUUUUGCAGCAUGACCCAUUUGAGGUACUUGACCAGAAAGGUGUGGGUCAACUAAUCAAAAUAUGCACAGAAAAAGGCCGUGCUGCUAAACCAAACUUAAAGAUUGGAAUAUGUGGGGAGCAUGGUGGGGAGCCUUCUUCUGUUGCAUUCUUUGCUCAACUUGGACUUGAUUAUGUCUCGUGUUCGCCAUUCAGGGUUCCAAUUGCUAGGCUUGCAGCAGCUCAAGUUGCAGCGUAAGGAACAGUUAUUAGACUGUGUCCUGUGAAGGGUACAACCCAUUACACCUGCAAAUAGUUGUGAUUUAUCAUUUAUUAAACCAUAUCAUAAAUAAAAAUAAAAUGAAGACUUAUAUAAGGUCAGAUAAAACAAAAAUACUAACAUACUUAUAGAAGAUAAGGCAAAGGGAUAUUAAUCUAAGAACCUUUGCUUAUAAAAUAAAAUAGAGAAAACAUUGUGUAAAUAUAUAUUCAUACAACAUUUCUCUUAUAAUUUUUUUUUUUUUUCACAUUAAGUUUCUUUUAUAAUUUGAUUGCAUACCUUGUCUUAGUGUAUUUGAUGUAUAAGACAUUGGUGUGGACAUAUAUAUAGGUAUAUCUUUCAUUCUGUAAAAUGAUUGUACAUGUUUUAUUGGAUGACUAAUAAAAUCUUUGAAAUAUUCUUCCA